This is a messenger RNA of Centruroides sculpturatus (bark scorpion), 3376 nucleotides long. RefSeq names its product E3 ubiquitin-protein ligase MIB2-like. The coding region runs from base 350 to 2392 and encodes 680 amino acids. Gene Ontology annotation, biological process: protein ubiquitination. Gene Ontology annotation, cellular component: cytoplasm. NCBI's taxonomy places the organism in Eukaryota, Metazoa, Arthropoda, Arachnida, Scorpiones, Buthidae. Gene Ontology annotation, molecular function: zinc ion binding; ubiquitin-protein transferase activity; protein binding. The transcript is spliced from 12 exons. The record is from RefSeq and is a predicted model, not a curated record.
UGUACGCCAUUUUAAUCUUUCGUGUGCGGAGCGGACGAGAAUUAAAAUCACGCUUUUAUAGUGAAAAAUAACUUUUAUUAUUAAAAUUUUCGCUUAAUAAACUUAACUAAGAGCCAAUUAAAUGGUUUUGUAUCGAUGUUUGAUGGUUUCCUUAAUGACAAUUAAUAAUAAUCGUUUAAAGAAAAAUGCAUCGGUCAUAUUGACGACGAAAAACAGGAAAUUAACAAUUCAACGAAUUAAUUUGUGAACGGAUCACUUUUUAAAGGUAAUUAUUCGGUGGUUUCAAAAAACUCGUCAUACCUAUUCUGUUAAUAAAACAAUUCCGUGGUACUAUUAUCCCGCAUAUGGCAUGGAUGUAGGGCUCCGAGUUGUGCGGGGCCCUGACUGGAAGUGGCAGAAUCAAGAUGACGGGGAAGGUCACGUUGGAACCGUGGUUGAGAUUGGAAAACCCGGAAGCACGACUUCUCCCGACAAGACCGUUGUAGUCCAGUGGGAUUCCGGUUCUCGUACAAAUUACAGAAUCGGUUACCAAGGUGCUUAUGAUCUGAGAGUGUUCGACAAUGCUCCGAUAGGUAUAAAGCAUCCAAAUAUUAUUUGCGACGCGUGCCGAAAACAUGGUAUUGCCGGCAUGCGCUGGAAAUGCAAUAGGUGCUACGAUUUUGACUUGUGCACGCAAUGCUACAUGUCCGAAAAACACGAUCUGACUCAUCCUUUUUUGAGAUUGGAAACCACUGCAUCCGCAGGUGUCGAAAUGCCAAAACGUCAAGGAACGCUCAAAAUUCAGGCACGGGGCAUUUUUGUUGGCGCUAAAGUUAUGCGAGGACCUGAUUGGGACUGGGGAAAUCAAGAUGGUGGAGAAGGAAAAACAGGAAAAGUCAUAGAUAUUAGAGGUUGGGAUAACGAAUCUGGAAGGAGUGUCGCAAACGUAACUUGGACUUCGGGAUCCACUAACGUGUACAGGUUAGGCCACAAAGGUAAAGUGGAUCUAAAAUAUAUUCAAGAUUCUCCCGGAGGAUAUUAUUUUAGGGAUCAUUUACCUAUUUUAGGUCAAACAGUCGAAGCUUAUUCGGUAAAUCCUUCGGCCAUGAAACAUCAGUUUAAUGUCGGAGAUAAAGUCAAAGUGUUGCUUGAUGUCGAAAAGCUUAAAGUUAUGCAAGAAGGUCAUGGAGGAUGGAAUCCUAGAAUGGCCGAAGUAAGUACUUGCUAUUAUUUUGUCUUAUAUUUGUAUUUGAAUAAACUUUCAUUAAUGAGAGUAGUUAGAAAUAAUUUACAGGAUUCUUACGGCGAUUCGGCACUUCACGAUGCUAUAGGAAAAGAGAAUGUGGAAAUAAUAGAUUUACUAAUAAAUGUACCAGAGAUUGAUUUCUCUUUAAAAAACAAGCGAGGCUUUAAUGUUCUUCACCAUGCAGCUUUAAAGGGAAACAAUUUCGCUACAGAAAGGUUACUAGCAAAGACGAGGCAAAUUGUAGAUGUAAAGAAAGAUGAUGGUUUUGCUGCACUUCAUUUAGCAGCUCUCAAUGGUCACUAUCAAGUAGCCGAGACAUUAUUAACCCAGGGACAAAGCGAAGUAGAUAUUAGGAAUAACAGAAAACAGACACCAUUAUUACUAGCAGUAAGUCAAGGGCAUUGUUCUCUUAUUGAAUUGCUAGUACGAUUCGGAGCAAAUAUUAAUGCAGAAGAUGAAGACGGAGAUACAGGAAUGCAUUUAGCAUUAAUGAAACAGAAGUCAGAAGUAGAUAUUAAAGAAGCACAAACGAUUAGUGGGAUUGUCGAACAUUUAAAUGGCCAGGGACUAGAAAAAUGUAACGGAUUUGCUAUUGCAUGUUUUAUUGCUCAAGAAGGUGGCAAACAUGUCCACAAAAAUCACAAAGGAAAAACGCCUCUAGAGCUUCUUUCCGAUAAUCACAAAUUAAAAGAAUUACUAUUAUAUUACUCAUCUUUAAAUAGUGCUCAAGCCCAUUCCAUCGCUCGGGAAAAUGGCGAUCCUGGAUCUUCCGCAGCAGAAUCUAAUCAGACAGAAAGUGACUGUUUAAUAUGUUGUGAAAUGAUAGCAAGCAUUACAUUUGAUCCGUGCGGUCAUACCGUCACUUGUGAAGAUUGUUGUGUUCGAAUGAAAAAGUGUAUCGCUUGUCAGGAGUCGAUACACAAGAAAAUAGGCCCAGGUGGUAGAGUGAUAUCUUCGAAAGUAAGACAGGCAAGUGCAGAGAGAUUACGCUAUCUAGAAAAUAAAAUACAAGAAAUCGAAGAAGCUCACUCGUGUUCGAUCUGCAUGGAAAGAAGGCGAAACAUCGCCUUCCUCUGCGGCCACGGAGCAUGCAUCAGUUGUGCUCAAACGCUUAAGAUUUGCCACAUGUGCCGUAAACCGAUAACCAAAAAAAUCAAUUUAUAUUGAUGGUUUUACAUCAUAAUUUUAUCUAAUUCUGUUGUGCCAUCAAUCGCUCUUAAAGACUAAAUGGAAAGACUCCUACCGAGGAACAAUUACUGUGAUAUGCAGUCCCUGCAUAUAUUUAUCACUUCCUUGUCUUUGUCACAACUAGGAAAAAAAAAAUAUUAUAUAUGGAAAUUUCGUAAAGAAUUUUUCCAUCACGAGAAUGAACCAGAAAACGCUUUGCGUCUACCAUGCAGUCUUCAGUUUAUAAGAAACAAACUUUUCUUUUAUAAAAAUUUGUACAUUUCUGGAUAAAUGUUUUAAUUUAUCUUUACACUUCCACGUUGAGCAAUAAAUUUUUUGAAAGCGAAACGAGACGAAAACCAGAGAAAACGUAGAUUCCUUUAAAGAUGUUUUACAGUAAUCAAUGUAACCGAUCCCCUUUUUACUAGUAACUGUAGAUCAAAAAUGUUUAAUAUGUUUAUGUAAUAUUGUUGGUAUAUUUUGUAAAUAUUGACAGAAUCGUAUCGUAAUGACUAGUGUUCUCGUUUCUCCGUAUUUGUGACAUUUAGUCAUAUUUCAAUUUAUAUAUUUUUCCUAUAUUGUAUAUUUCCUAAGAUAGUCUACAUUUUUGAACAUUUGUGGGAAGAGUAUAGAUAUUUUUUGUGACGCUAAAAACGAAGACAACCGAAAUUCAGAUGAUGAAUUAUCGAUUUAUUUAUAAUUGCCUCUCGAAAGAGUCGAUCCCUUUUGCCACGAGAAUAAUUUAUAUGUUUCGAUGCAACUUUUGUUAAUUAGUAUUUAACGCCGAGCGUUUCAAAUUGCUGCAAAUCAAUAGAGAUCCAUGCACGAGCAAGAAAUAUAUGCAUAUCAAGUUAAUUAGGAACAUUAUUAAAAGUUGUAUAUAAUUUAUAUUAUUUUUAUUUUGCAGAAGAGUAAUUUAUACCACAUCUGUUACCAAUUUUAAGCAAUAUUUUGUUUAUUUCAACUGGAAGAAAAGAAAUUCUU